Messenger RNA from Sarcophilus harrisii (Tasmanian devil), 6288 nucleotides. RefSeq names its product highly reducing polyketide synthase 40-like. Gene Ontology annotation, molecular function: fatty acid synthase activity; 3-oxoacyl-[acyl-carrier-protein] synthase activity. Gene Ontology annotation, biological process: fatty acid biosynthetic process. The transcript has 6 exons. Lineage: Eukaryota; Metazoa; Chordata; Mammalia; Dasyuromorphia; Dasyuridae. The record is from RefSeq and is a predicted model, not a curated record. The coding region runs from base 1 to 6288 and encodes 2095 amino acids.
AUGGAGACAGAUGACACAAUUGCAAUUGUAGGAAUUGGUUGCAACUUUCCAGGGGGCGAAGGGAUUGACAACUUCUGGCAGGUACUUGUGAAAGGCCAAAACUGUACAGCAGAGAUAUCACCUGAAAGGUUUAACAUUGAAGAAUGGUAUGAUGCAAAUGAUAAUACAGCAGGUAAAAGUCGGUCAAAAGAAGCAGCUCUUACUGAAGGAUUUAAUGAUUUUGACAACAAGUUAUUUGGAAUCAAUGAUGCAGAAGCUGAACGCAUGGACCCUCAACAAAAAAUACUCCUGGAAUGUUCCUAUAGAGCCCUGGAGGAUGCUGGAAUUCCAAUUGAAGAUGUAGCUGGGUCCAAAAUUGGUGUUUUUAUUGGUUUUAUGAAUCAAGAGUUCGGACAAGUAACUCGCAACCUUUACAAAAUUAUGAACCAUUAUAAUAUCACUGGAUCUUCACCAACAAUUGCAGCAAACAGGAUCUCAUAUGUUUUUCACUUAACUGGACCAUCCCUUUGUAUAGAUACUGCCUGUUCUUCAUCUCUUGCUGCCUUACAUUUUGCCUGCCUCUCAAUUAAACAAGGAGACUGUGAGGCAGCUUUUUGUGGAGGUGUGAGUUUUAUUUUAGACCCUUUACUAUAUGUGGCACUGAGUAAAGCCAAAAUGAUAUCUCCUGAGGGGAUGAGUAGACCCUUUUCUAAAGGAGCAAAUGGCUAUGGAAGAGGAGAAGGUUGUGGCAUUGUCUUACUGAAACCACUAAGGAAGGCACUGGAAGACUGCAACAAAAUCUGGGGUGUUAUCAACAUCAGUGCAGUGAAUCAGGAUGGACGAUCAGUAACUCCCAUCACCAAGCCCUCUCAGAAACAACAGGAGAAACUUCUAGAGAGCAUUUAUUCAACCCACAUCAGCCCAUCAAUUGUGCAAUACAUCGAGGCUCACGGGACAGGAACCCCUGCUGGAGAUCCUACUGAAGCAGAGAGCAUAGGCAACAUUGUUGGUAGAAGAAGAUCUAGAAACCUACCUCCCCUGAAAGUUGGUUCAGUGAAAGGCAACAUUGGCCACACUGAGUCAACUGCCGGGAUAGCAGGUCUAAUUAAAGUCCUUUUGAUGAUGAAACAUGAAAAGUUCGUCCCAUCUCUCCACUAUUCAGAGGAUGUCAGUAGCAUCAACACAGAAAAAUUAAAUAUUUCCAUUCCAACAGCAGUAGAGAAAUGGGAAGAGUCUGCAGAAUUUGGCAGAGUAGCUGGCAUAAACAGCUUUGGAUUUGGAGGGACCAAUGCCCACGUUGUCGUCAAGCAGUUUAAGCAGCAACUUCAAGAUAUACCUUCUAAAAGGCCCUAUGAAAUAUUUAUACUUUCUGCAGCUUCCAGUAAGUCCCUCAUGCUCACAAUCGAAGACACAGCUCAACAGCUGCAUGAGAAUGACUGUGUAUCUCUACAGAAUCUGGCUUAUACAUCUGCCUGUAGAAGAAGCCACAUCAACUAUAAAUACAGAAAAGCAUUUGUGACAACUUCCCUAGGAAAUCUGCAGCAACAACUUACUUCGGCAACUGGAGUUCAAACAUCUCAAACAAAAGGGAUUCCUCAAUUAGUAUUUGUGUUCUGUGGUAAUGGGGCCCAUUACAAGGGAAUGGGCAAAGUCCUGCUCAGGUCAGAACCAGUAUUUAGAAAAAAAUGCCAAGAAAUCUCCAAAUUGUUUCUCCAACAUGUACCUAUCAAUCUGUUGGAUUUAAUAGAGGAAGAAUUUGAUGAUUUUUCAAAACCCACCAUCAUUCAGCCUCUCCUCUUCCUAAUCCAGGUGGCUUUAGCAUCCCUCCUGAAGUUCUGGGGCAUUGAACCUGUCGCUAUUGUGGGGCAUUCGGUUGGGGAAGUAGCUGCUGCCCACUGUGCAGGGUAUCUCACCCUUGAGGAUGCUGUGAAGAUUAUUUACUACAGGAGUAAGUUUCAGGCAAAGGUCACUGGGGGAAAAAUGUUAGUUGUUGGGAACAUUCCCGUAGAGGAAAUCUCAAAAUCCUUAGCCCCUCACUCUGCAAAGAUAUGCAUUGCAGCCUUCAAUAGUCCCAAAUCCUGCACAAUAUCAGGAGAAGCAGAUACGAUAAAUGCAUUUCGUGAAGAACUAUCUCAGCAAUUUGGGGCAAGAAACAUAUUUCUCUUUGAAUUAGAAGUCCCUGCUGCUUAUCACAGUCAUAUGAUGGACCCAAUAGUCAUGGACAUUACAGAGAAUAUAAAGGAUCUAUCGAGGCAGGAGCCAGAAGUGGAAAUUUUCUCAACAGUGACAGGAAAAAGAGCUUCUGAAGAGGAUUUCACGACAAGUAAAUAUUGGAGCAGAAACAUUCGAGAACCAGUUGCUUUCACCCAGGCCAUCAAAGCUUCAGUUCAAGGAAAGGACAAUGUAAUGUUCAUUGAAAUAGCUCCUAAACAAGUAUUACAUAGGAAUAUUAAAGAAACUUUAGGAAAAGAAAGUGUUGUUCUGCCUGCACUAAAAGCAGAGAAAGAUUAUGAGACCCUUUUUGCCCUAGUGGAAAAUCUAUUUGAAUCAGGAUAUAAUCUCAAUUGGCUACAUUUCUAUGAUGGAGUGAAGGUGGUUCCAACAGAAUAUCCGAGGUAUAAAUUUGAUCAUCAGAAACUCAACACAUACCUGAAGAGCUAUCAGCAGCAGCACAGCCCAGACUGUUCCAGUCAUCCUCUCAUUAACAGUGUAAACAGCAAUUUGGAAAUCAUCUGCAUCAUAUCUCAGAAUACAACACCCUAUGUUUAUGAGCACAAAAACAAUGGCAUACCUUUGGUUCCAGGGGCCCUUUUUGCUGAAGUUGGCUUAGCUUCAAUAAUGAUCAGUUCAAGACCUAAAAUACCUCUAAGUACAUGUCAGCUGAGCAUCAGUUUUCUACUUCCCUGUGUGGUAAACCAAGAUACUCUUGACUUGCAGGUCAAACUUGAAUUGAAAAAGACAGCAACUGAAUUCAAAAUAUUCUCGCCAUCUGCAGUUUUUGCAAGAGGACAAGUUACAAAAAUUCCAGAAGGAAAUUUAAGUGAAUGCAAACAUCUCUCUCUUAAGAGCAUCUUCCAAAGGUGUAAGUCAAUCAUAGUCAUCAGAGAAUUUUAUGAAAUCCUCUCUUUUGUUGGUUUUCAAUAUGGUGCCAUUUUUAAACAACUAGAUGAUAUUUUUUACUGUGAUAAGCUAAAGGAAGGCAUAGCAACGCUUAAAGUAAAUGAGGCAACUAGAAGGGAAAUGCAUGAUUAUCACAUUCAUCCAGUGUUGCUGGACUGCUUCUUACAGAUGACAGCUAUCAUUGCUAGCAGAAGCACAAAAGCUGAAAGAAAGGCUGGAUUUCCUUCUACCAUAGGCAGCCUUGUAGUCUUCAAACCCCUGGAAGAGGAAAUGAAGAUAUAUAUGAAAGCCAACAAAUCCACUGAGAAUUACUUAGAAGUCUGUGGGUUUUUUACAGAUAAACACGGGCAGGUUUUGGCAGAAUUAAAGCAUGUUGGGAUCACAUAUGUGACAUCUGCUAAUGAUGACUUCUUGUUUGAAAAUAAAUGGACACCAAUCUCUUCAGCGCCAAUGGCUGGAUAUUCAGUUGAAUCACCCCAAUUCUUGGUGUUUGCUGACAAAUUUGGAAUAGCUAAGCAGCUAAAAAAAUACUUACACAGUCAAUCCAAAUAUAUCACAUUUGAGGAAUGGGAAACAAUUCAAAAAUCUGAGAAGUCGGAAAGAGAUUUGAUGAGAAAAGAGAUCAAGGGCUUCCAUAACGUAUUAUUCAUGUGGGGAAUUCAAAAGUUAAGUGAAGACUCUCCAGGGUUACUAAUCAUGCAACAGUCAGCCAAGUGUUGCGAGACACUGCGUCAAGUUAUUUUGGCUUUGAGGGAACAAAAUGCUCAUUGUUCUGUGACGCUAAUCACUUACAGAACAACAUCAAGAAAUGUUGAUCACAUUAAUCCCGGGUUUGCUCUGUCCGGCAUGAUGAGGUGCUGUUUUGUAGAAAUUCCAGACAUCACAUUGAAGAUGAUAGAUAUCAGCUUUAUAAGUAUGCAGGACAUAGAAAGUUUAGCAGAAGCUAUCAUUAAAUAUAAAGGGGAAGAUUAUCCUGAACUCUGGAUUGAUCAGGGAAGAAUGUACUUUACCGAAGUCAAGCACACUCCCUUUGAACUCCCUCCUGAAAGACCAACAACUUCAGGAAUGUUGACUUUAUACACAGCAAAUCCAUACAAAGCAAUAGACCUGUCUGCUCAGGUAACAGAGCCCAAGGUCAUUCACCUUGAAAAUCGCGCUAUUGAGGUUGAAAUGGAAAGGAUAUGUAUCCAUUCGGAAGACUAUUUUCCAGUUAGCACCACCAGUUCAACCUUUGGAAAGACUCUGUACUGGACAGAGCACACUGUGGAACAACAUCAAUUGCUAGCCCUGGAUUUCAGUGGCAUAGUAACCAACAUAGGCAAAGGAGUAACAGAAGUAAAGAUAGGUGAUCACAUUGCUACAUGCUUCCCGGUCACAGCAUCCUCAAGGGUCUUAAUUCCUGAGAUGACCUGUUUCAAAACCAACAAAUUGCCAAUUUUGAGAGAUACACCCUGUGUUUCAUAUUUCAUAAUAGCAUGGAGGAUUCUCACUCAGAUUUUGCCAAAACCAAAGACUCUUGCUCCUUUAUCUGUUAUCUGUACUCAUCUAGGAUCCAUUUUAGGGCAAGUACUGACUUUGGCAGCUAAAGAUAUGGGUUGGAAAGCUAGUCUUCUCUCACCCACUCCUGAUCUUCACAAAACUGUGAAACAAUGUCAGGCACUCAUAUUUCUGCCUUCAUUAACUAACUUCUCCACAGAAAUGCUGUCUGACCUUUCGAAUCUCAGAGACGUGGUAGUUUUACAUGGGAGUCAUCAGCCUGAAUUUCUACAGCAGCUUUUUCAUAAUAGUCCCGAUCAUAUCCAAGUUCACACCCUUAAUAUUAAUCCGGUUUUUCAGAAAUCAGCUUUAAUGCAAAAUAGUAGAGCUGUCCUCAAGUGGGCAAAAUCAAUGACUUUUCCAAAGAAAACAAAAUUAACCUAUUCCAUUUUUCAACCCACUGGGUCUGUUAUGGACCCAGAACCAGUUUUCUCCUACUUUGCUUACCCAACCAUCCUACUAGUUGUGUUGAGAGGAAAAUUGCCAGAAACUGAAGUUUCAGAAAUACCUAAGACUGCAACAAGGAAGAAAUUGUUUCAGCCAAAUGCAGUGUAUAUUGUGUCUGGUGGACUCUCUGGCCUUGGCUUUGAAACAGUCAGAUUUAUAGUUCAGAGAGGGGGUGGCUAUGUGGUGAUUCUUUCAAGAAGAAGUCCAAAUGCUGAGCUACAAGAAGAAAUGCGAUCUUUGGAAGAGCAGAAUCAAGGCUGCAAGAUCAUCAGCUUGCAGUGUGAUGUGAGUGUUCACACGAAAGUGUACCAUGUGAUCAGUUCCAUUGGGGACAUCUUUCCAAAGGUUCCAAUCAAAGGUGUGUUUCACAGUGCAGUCGUGUUAGAUGAUGCACAUCUUGAAGCUCUGGAUCUCACUCGCUUUGAGAAAGUACUAAGUCCCAAAGUUGCAGGAGUUAUAAAUCUUCACUGUGCUACUAAAGGGCAUGAGCUGGAUUAUUUUGUCUGUCAUUCAUCUGUUACUUCAUUCCUUGGGAAUUCAACCCAAGCUAAUUAUGCUGCUGCUAACUCCUUUCUAGAUAUCUUCUGUCAUUAUCGCAGGAACUGUGGUCUUGCUGGCCAAUCCAUUAACUGGGGAGCCUUAAAUCUUGGAUUACUGCUAAACAAAGAGAAACUUCAACAGUUUUUAGCAAGCAAGGGAAUACUUACUCUUCAGAAAUCUGAAAUUUAUGAAUUCUUUGAAAAAAGCUUACUUCUAAAUAAUCCUCAGCAAGCAAUAGCUAAAUUUGAUUUCAGAAAAAUGAGCAAUUAUUUCUUUAGUCAGGUUCCAUCUUUCAAAAUCCGAUUUGCUUCUCUUGCUAAGAAUGAACACAAAUUAGCAGGUGAAACACAGCACAACAGCACAGUUCAUCAAGAUUCAUCUCAGAUGACAACUAAAGAUUAUAUCUAUUCUUUAAUAAGUGAACUCACUAAUACCAAUGUCGAGGACAUUACAAUGAACACCUCUCUCAUGUCACUCGGCAUGGACUCGAUGUCAGCUAUGACCCUACAAAAUAAACUCUUCAGCGACAAAAAAAUGGAUAUUCCUCUUAUCAGAUUACUUGAUCCCAACACAACUCUGAUGACCAUCCAUUCACUUUUGGAGAAACAAUCAGAGAAAAUAGUAGAUAAUGGACAUAGUGAUAGAAAUCAAGACACUUAUUUUUAA